GGCGGGCAGCGGGGCAGCGGGGCCGUGCAUCAACUCUUACCCCCACCCCCGCCAGUGUCACCUCCACACCCUCCCCAGGACCUCCCGAGCGAGCGGGAGCUGGCGCCAGCAUCUGCUGCUUUCAACAAAGAGCAGAGGGACCCAGCGAAGUGCAGAGCUGGCGAGCAGUCGGCGAAAUUUCUACCGUGUUUACUAAACAACAAGAAAAGUCAAAGCCUUUGAGGAUUCGGAUCAAAGCGCCCGCUUCGUCUGCAGGGCGCAGGUUCUGAUCAACACUCCUGUUGCUGGAAAUACUCAUUGCAAAGUCUGACAGCGCUGACUUGGGAGGAUUGAAUUAGCCAGCGAGACUAUUUAAACGGGUGGCUUAUUUGAGGCUUGCACCGGCACUCCUGCCUUCUUCGCACCCCGGCUGGGGAGGGAUAUGUCGCUGUGAGCAUCGGGCAAGAGCUCAGCGCCGAGAAUGGAGCGGUUCCUGCGCGGGGUGUUCCUCGCAACCCUUUGCCAGUCGCUGCUGCUCGGGAGCUGCCGGGGCAUUGGCUCCAUCGACCACGAGAGAGGCAGGGAAGCCAAGUGCGAGGCGAUCGAGAUCCCCAUGUGCCUGGGGAUCGGGUACAACAUGACCAGGAUGCCCAACUACAUGGGUCACCAGAACCAGAGGGAAGCGGCGAUCAAGCUACACGAGUUCGCUCCGCUGGUCGAGUACGGCUGUCACGUCCACCUCCGGCUCUUCCUGUGCUCACUCUAUGCCCCCAUGUGCACUGACCAAGUGUCCACCUCCAUCCCCGCCUGCAGACCCAUGUGUGAGCAGGCGCGCCAGCGCUGCGCCCCUAUCAUGGCCCAGUUCAACUUCGGCUGGCCCGAGUCUCUGGACUGCACCAAGCUGCCCACCAGGAACGACCCCAAUGCCCUGUGCAUGGAAGCGCCCGAGAACGCCACCGGAGAGCCCCAGAAGGGGCAGGGCAUGCUGCCCGUGGCUCCCCGUGCCAGGAUGCCCGGGACUAGCGACGGCAGGGGCCAAGGCCCGCUCGGCUCCUGUGACAACCCCGACAAGUUCCAGUAUGUGGAGAAGAGCCUGACCUGCGCCCCCAAGUGCUCUCCUGGCGUGGAUGUCUACUGGUCCAAGGGGGACAAAGACUUUGCUUUCAUCUGGAUGGCGGUCUGGUCCACGCUGUGCUUCAUUUCCACUGCGUUCACCGUGCUGACAUUCCUGUUGGACGCUCACCGCUUCCAGUACCCCGAGAGGCCCAUCAUCUUCCUGUCCAUGUGCUACAACGUCUACUCGGUGGCAUUCAUCAUCCGCUCGGUGGCCGGGGCUGAGAACAUCGCCUGCGACCGCGAGAAUGGGGAGCUAUAUGUCAUCCAGGAGGGCCUGGAGAGCACAGGUUGCACCAUCGUGUUCCUCAUCCUGUAUUACUUCGGUAUGGCCAGCUCGCUGUGGUGGGUCAUCCUCACCUUGACAUGGUUCCUGGCAGCGGGCAAGAAGUGGGGCCACGAAGCCAUAGAGGCUCACAGCAGCUACUUCCACAUGGCUGCCUGGGGUGUGCCCGCCAUGAAGACCAUCAUUAUACUGACCAUGAGGAAGGUGGCAGGCGAUGAGUUGACUGGUCUUUGUUAUGUGGGCAGUAUGGACGUCAACGCACUGACGGGCUUCGUGCUCAUCCCACUGUCCUGUUACCUGGUGAUCGGGACCUCCUUCAUUCUAACCGGGUUCGUGGCUCUCUUCCACAUCCGCAAGAUCAUGAAGACCGGAGGCACCAACACAGAGAAGCUAGAGAAGUUGAUGGUGAAGAUUGGAGUCUUCUCCAUACUCUACACUGUCCCGGCCACGUGUGUCAUUGUCUGCUAUUUCUAUGAAAGGUUGAACAUGGAUUAUUGGAAAGUACUAGCCUCUGAGCAGCCUUGCCUGGUCUACCCCGGGAGAAGGACUAUGGACUGCACUUUGGACAUCUCCGUGCCGACGGUGGCUGUCUUCAUGCUGAAGAUCUUCAUGUCUCUGGUGGUGGGGAUCACCAGUGGGAUAUGGGUCUGGAGCUCAAAGACCCUGCAGACUUGGCAGAGUUUGUGCAGCAGGAAGCUGUCAGUGAGGACUCGAGGGAAGCCUUGCAGUGGGGUCAAUUGCUCUGCCAGCCAUUGCCACUACAAGGCACCUUCAGUCAUGGUCCACAUGAGCAAAACAGACCAUUACCUAGACAAUCCAACCCACGUGUAACCAAUACCAGGUCAAAGAAAACACUAGCAGAACAGUCAGCCCAGUACAUGGCUCAGGGACCAACUCCCUGGCCACAGUUUACUAGUUCUAAUAGUCACAUUACUGAUGCCUCUUAUCCUAUAGGAUUUGUAUAGGGCUCCUGUAAAGAUCCAAGUUAAGGCUUAAUUCCCAUUCUAAGACCUGUCUGUGUAGGAUACUGGGGGAAGCAGACUUUCAGAAAGACAUGGUGGCUGUUUUUCUUCCAACAUCUCCGCACCAGUCGACUGGGCGAAAAGUGACUCGUCCUCGACUCCGAACAGAUGGAUGGAAUAGUUCGGAUAUAUUGUGAGCUGACACUGGAUUUUUGUUUUGGUGGUAAGCUCAUCUGAAUUUCACUGUGCCAACUCUGUAAAAGGGGAAAAGGUUAUCAGAGUCUCUUUGCAGUCAUGCAGUUUAGAGCAGUCUCAUUUCCAAAAGGACACAGUGGAAUUGCUGGGGUAUAGUAUCAAAGUGUAACUAAAAUAGUAAAUAUUGAUCACGUUUUAAAUGUUAUUUUUUAAUCCUAAUAAUCUCUCACAUUCCCAAAGAUAAUUAUUUUUGACAAAUCCCUGGUAUUUUGCUGCAAAAUUCUCUUUGAAUAAACUGAAAGCUCCUUUUGGGGAGAUUAGAGCAGUGAGCAGCUGAUGAGAAGCAGGAUGCCCCAGGUUUAAUUACUAAUCUGUGCUGUCAGUUGUGGGCAGCAGGUGUGAGGAUAGGGAAAGGACUGCAGUUGGUUUCAGAGCUCCUGUAAGCGUGGAACAACCAGUCGCUGUUGCACUGCAGGUCACUUGACCCCUCCUGGAGGUGCGACUGUUUGCAUGGACCAAUGUGAUGUCCCCCUGUGUUUCAGUAACACCCUGACUCACUGUCAGUGAUAAUCAGUCAUGAGGAAUAGCUGUUUGUCCAAGUGAGUACAUGGGAGGGAGUGGCAGUGUUCUGGAUAUAAGUACCUACAGAGAGUACCAUAGUUACUGCAAAGGACAGAAAGAUAGCAAAAUUACUCGAUAAGCUAACUGAGAACCUUAUGGUUUGCCUACCAGGGCUUGUUUGGUUCUCCAGCCCAGCUGACAUCCACCCCAAAGCAAAAUAUCCAAUUUUAAAAUGUUUCUUUCCCCUACAUUUAAUACUUUCCAUAUAAACACUUCAUUCUUCCAACAAAAAUAUUUCCAACUUGCGUUUGCAUUUCAGCACAAGGGACUUUUAUACUUUUCAGUUUCUGUCUCAUUUUUUAAAAAAUAUUUAACCCUGUCGGGGAAGAAGGUGAAAUUAAUUGCAGUUGUUAAUGUAUCAUGUAAACAAUGCUGACCCAAGGUAUCCGCGAUAAGAGCUACUGGCCAACUUAAAAUGUUUCUGCAGUCUGUGAGUAAUAGCAGAAAUGCAGACUCACUUUAAAUCAGCAGAGUUCUGUUACUACUGAAACUCCCUUGUGCGUAGGUGUUUUAAUUUUUUUCCCCCAGAUGUUCCAUAUCGAGAUAUUCCAAACAAUGACAUUGAUUGGCAGUGGAUUAUGACAGGAGAUGUGUUCCUUCAGUUUUUCAGUCAUGGGUAACUUCUCCCAUUCCCUGAUCCCUCCCCCCCAAGAUCCUGGAAUGGGCCCCGACGGCCAAUAAUAUUGUUGCCUUACUGGGCCGUCCAACCUGGGCGGGGAGGAGUUUGAAGUUUGCCUUCUCUGAGCUGACAACUGAUCUCAACCACAGCAAUAGCUGUGUAGCACAGUUGAUCCUCGCUGGCCAGAGACAGACAAGGUAAAACACGUGGGCGACCCAGUUGCUGAAUCUGUCCAGCUGGGAGUAUCAUCAGAUAAGGAACUGAUGGUUCAGUUAUGUUAUCCUUCACAGUCAAAUUCCUUGCUGUCUAACUUUAAGUGUGGCUAAUUGAGCAAAAUAGAGACUGCAGUGGAGCAAAGCUCUGGUACCAGAAUUGAAGAGAGAUGAAGCUGAGAAAAUUAUUGGGAAAUCACUUUAAGAUGUAUGUCAAAAAUAACCAUGUGCCAUCUUUCACCCAGUUUUAUAAAUGUUUGUUACCUUCCUUAAAAAAUGCAAACGUGCCCGUCACAGCCUAUCUUUGUCCCAGAGCAGUAACUUAAGGUGUCUGAGCAGUUUAUUAAUCUCAGCUGUUGUGAGUAAAGGAUUAUUGUGAGGCCUUCACCCUGUCCGUGAGGGGUUAAUGAUGCAGCGUGCUAACAGUCUGUCCGCAUUGUUGGUCAGCCAUUUUUCAGAAGGAUGAUCGGCAGGCAAUAAGUGAGGAGUUAAAGUGGCUGGGGAGUUUAGUAAAGAACCUGUAAAACACAGGUCUUCUCACAGUGAGGGGAGAGGAGGGGAAAAUGGUGCCAGCUCAUAAUGGGCAGUGCCCUCCGUUCAGCUGGGGUCAAUACGUGUAAAACAGAGAGGCGGAAUUAUCAGCCUUAAAUUCUACCCUAAUCUUCCAACCCCUGAGUUUCCUAUUGUGCAAUAUAAUUCCUCAUGAAGGAAGUGAGAAGGGUGGGAACUCCUCCUUUACUUCUAUUCUUUGUGUAGGUAUCUCAUUGCACCUUGUAUUUUCUUUCGUAUAUAUGCUUUGUGUGUUAGUUGUAAUUUUUUUCCGCAGUGCUGCUACCCUCACCCCUCCCCACUUUGCUCAAGAGGAACGGAGCAAGGUGCACAGUUGAGCUGUGGGUGGGGGAGGGGGAGUCGUCGGAUUGCUCGGGAGAGUCGGUGGCAGUGUCAAUACAUCUUAUUGUCAGGAUCACACUGUGAGCUACAGAACGUCCUGCCACUGUGUGAAACUUCCUCCCAGCAAAGCUCUUACGCCAGAUGUCACUGCAUUUAUAUCGGGUGUUGAGGAGGGUCAGUGGGUAUCACGGGUUACUAAUACUUUUAUGUUUUACCUUCUCAUUAUCAAAAUAAGUGGAGAAUGCACCAGGUCUAGCAUCAGGUAGAGUUCAAAUAAAUCCUCAGCAUCAACUUUGCAGAGGGGCUCAGGGCUUUUCCUUCAAACUCUGUUCCCACCCUGUCUGAAACUUCCCUUCUGUGGUAAUGUCUCAUUCAGCCACCUCAGUUUAUCAGCACUGUCCUGUUAAACAGCCCAGUAAUUCAACAUUGGCCCUUUAAACAGCCCAGCACAUCAACAUUGUCCCAUUUAACAAUCCAAAACAUCAAUAUUGCUCCUUUAACAGCCCAGAACAUCAACACUGCCCCAUUAAACAGUCCAGAACGUCAACACUGCCCUGCUAAACAACCCAGAACAUCAACAAUCAACAAUGCCCCCUUAAACAGCCCGGAACAUCAACACUGCCCUGUUAAACAUCCUAGACAAAAAUGUUGCCCUUUAAACAACCCAGCACUUACCCACAAGACCAUCAAUUUAACUUUUGGUUCACAUUUUUGAGUGGCCUUCUCCUGUUUUGGGGAUUGAACCAUUUGCUGUUAAAUGGUAUCAGUACUGAGAUCCUCCAGUGAAUAUCUGGUGACCAAUACAAUAAUUAGACCCUUGGCCUAAAGGGGAUGGGCCUGCCAGCAGAAUAAUGCUCCAUGAUGUGGCAAUCCCAUCACAUUAAAUAUCUGAUGUAACGUGUACAAUUCUACUGAGAUCUGCUGGUCUAUUUGCAUUUUAGUUUUGAGUCGGCUGACGAGUAAUAUUUCUGAAUAAAGCAUCUUGGAGUUCAGAGGCUAUUAGAUCAAUGAUAUUGCAAUGAAUAAAUAGGUUUGGUGGCCUCAGCCUGGUGGUUGAUGAACAUCAGAAUUAUCAUCAGCAUGCCCCAGCCAAGGUGCAAGAAAUAAGCCCAAGUUGCCUCCCCUUGCUUGAUGAUUGGUUCCACAUCAGGGAAGCUGUUUUCUAGAGCUAGACUGGUUAGUCUGAAAAGUAGAACCAAGACUUCUGGUGCUACCAUGGCUCAGCUAGUAGAGUUCCUACCUCACGGCUCCAGCGACCUGGGUUCAAUCCUGACCUCCAGAGCUGUCUUGUGUGAAGAUUGUAGAUUCUCCCUCUGACUGCAUGGGUUUCCCCUGGGUGCUUUGAUUGUCAAAAAAUGUGCAGAUGGUAGGUGAAUUGGCCCUAGUGUGUAGUGAGUGAUGGAAUCCAGGGGUUGAUGGGAAUGUGGGGACAAUAAAAUGGGAUCAGUGCAGAAUGAGUGCUUGAUGGUCAGUGCGGACUUGGUGAGCUGAAAGGCCUGUUUCUCUGCUGUUCUCUCUAUGACUCUGUGAAUGAACUUAGGAGACACUUCCAUGCAGAAAAGCUGGCACACAUUUGGAAAUCCUGUGCAAGUGGCAAUUAAUGUUAGGGUGAUCGUUAAUUUAAAAUGUGAGUGAGAGAUUUAUUUGUUAAUUAAGGGAUAAGGGCCAAAUGCAGCUCCAUGUUCAGAAGCGGCUAUGAUCAGAAUGAAUCACAGAAGUGGCCUGAGGAGCUAAAGGCCUUCUCCAGGGAAGGGAAGUGGUGGCUCAGCUGCAAUGAUUCAUGAAGUAAAUAAUCUAUUGGCUUUUUAUUGUCCAGGCAAUGAGUGACAGUCUCUUGCACAGGAUAGCAGGACACUAAGUCUGAACCUAAUGAGUCAACACUUCCAGGCUAAAAGAAAGCAAAUUGGUCAAGGAAAAAGAAUCCUGGAUU
Molecule: messenger RNA, 6808 nt
Organism: Pristis pectinata (smalltooth sawfish)
Lineage: Eukaryota; Metazoa; Chordata; Chondrichthyes; Rhinopristiformes; Pristidae
Product: frizzled-9
Exons: 1
Coding region: 461-2209 (582 amino acids)
Biological process (GO): canonical Wnt signaling pathway; non-canonical Wnt signaling pathway
Cellular component (GO): plasma membrane
Molecular function (GO): Wnt receptor activity; Wnt-protein binding
Source: RefSeq, a predicted model, not a curated record